GUUGUAAAGGGUUACUUUUUUUUCUUAUGAUGUUCUAUCUAUGAAACUACUUUAUUCAUGACGAUUUGUGAAAGUUUAUAAGUAAAUUUGCGCUUAUGGUUGUUUUGUUCUAUCCUUAUGGCAUCACCAGCACCGAAAUCACCAGAACAAUCUGAAAGAAACAGAAAAUAUGAUAGACAAUUAAGGUUAUGGGGUGAUCAUGGUCAAACUGCGUUAGAAAGUGCACAUGUUUGUGUCAUAAAUGCUACAGGCCUUGGUACGGAAAUUUUAAAAUCCUUAGUCUUACCAGGCAUUGGAGCAUUUACAAUCGUAGAUGGAAAAAAGGUUACUAAUGAAGAUAUUGGGGCAAAUUUCUUUCUAGAAGCAGACUGUAUUGGGAAAUCAAGAGCACAGGUUGCAACACAAAUGUUGUUAGAAUUAAAUUCUGAUGUUAGAGGUGAUUAUAUAGAUGAGGAACCUGAAGAAAUUUUAUGCAACAGUCCUGACUUUUUCAACAAUUUUACUGUUGUUGUAGCUACUUCAUUAGUUGAAAAAUCUUUAAUUCUACUGUCACAAAGGCUUUGGGAAUUAAACAUACCUUUAAUAGUGUGUAGAAGUAUAGGAUUUAUUGCAUAUAUGAGGAUUCAAAUAAAGGAACAUACAGUCAUAGAAACACAUCCAGACAAUGAAACUCCAGAUUUGCGUUUAGAUAAACCAUUUGAGACAUUAAAGAAGCAUCUUGAUUCCAUAAAUUUAGAUGAACUGAGUUUUAAAGAUCACUCUCAUAUACCAUACUUAGUUAUAUUGUACAAAUUUUUAGAAAAUUGGAUUCUAAAUAAUGGGGAAUUACCAAAAACUUACAAAGAAAAAAGUCAAUUAAAAGAAAUGAUAAAAGAAGGAAUGAGAAGAGAUGAGAAUGAUACUGCAAAUAGUGAAGAAAAUUUUGAAGAAGCUAUUAAAGCUGUUAAUACAUGUAUAGGAUGUACUGAGAUCCCUGAGAAUGUAAUGAAUAUUCUUAAUGAUGAUAAAUGCAUCAAUUUAACAGCUAAGAGUAGUUCAUUUUGGAUUAUAGCUAAAGCAAUAAAAGAUUUUGUUGAAAAUGAGGGAGGUGGAUUACUACCAUUAAAAGGUACUUUGCCAGAUAUGACAGCAGAUACGGAAAAAUAUAUAACAUUUCAGCAAAUAUAUCACAAACAAGCGAUAGUUGAUGCAGAAGCAGUAUGGCGACGUACAUUGCAAUUGUUACGACAAUUAGGAAAAUCUUCAGAUUCCAUUUCUGAAAGGGAUGUCAAGUUGUUCUGCAGACAUGCUUUGAACAUACACGUCCAAAGGGGAACAUGUAUCGCAGAUGAAUAUGAUUCUAAAAUUUUUGAUGCAAGCAAUAUAGUGCAAUGUUUAGAAAAUCCCGAGAGUAUGAUGAUUUAUUAUGUUGUUCUUAGGGGAGUUGAAAAAUUUCAAACAGAAUAUAAUUCAUAUCCUGGAGAAUUUGAUGAUCAAGUAGAACCUGAUAUAGUUAAGCUUAAGGCAUGCAUAACAAAGUUACUGAAUGAAUGGGGAUGUGGACCAUUGGUAAAAGAUGAUUAUGUUCAUGAAUUUUGUCGAUUUGGCGGAGCGGAGUUGCAUUCAGUAUCAGCAUUUUUAGGUGGCCUUGCAGCUCAAGAAGUUAUAAAAUUUGUUACAAAUCAAUAUAAACCAGUUCAUAAUACCUUUAUAUAUGAUGCAGUGACUUCAAGUUCUGGAAUAUUUUUCUUUUAAUAUUAUUAAAUAGUAAAUUAUGCUCCUGUAUAAAAUAAAAAUGUACAAUUUUAUAAUUUACAUAAUAAAUUUUGUUCAUUUUA
Messenger RNA from Bombus terrestris (buff-tailed bumblebee), 1817 nucleotides. It is a transcript of the gene APP-BP1, whose product is annotated as NEDD8-activating enzyme E1 regulatory subunit. Gene Ontology annotation, biological process: DNA damage response; protein neddylation; ubiquitin-dependent protein catabolic process. NCBI's taxonomy places the organism in Eukaryota, Metazoa, Arthropoda, Insecta, Hymenoptera, Apidae. Gene Ontology annotation, cellular component: nucleus; cytoplasm. The record is from RefSeq and is a predicted model, not a curated record. Bases 118 to 1734 code for a protein of 538 amino acids. The transcript has 9 exons. Gene Ontology annotation, molecular function: NEDD8 activating enzyme activity; ubiquitin activating enzyme activity.